This is a messenger RNA of Saccharomyces paradoxus, 1944 nucleotides long. RefSeq names its product putative GTPase NOG1 (gene NOG1). The transcript has a single exon. Gene Ontology annotation, biological process: ribosomal large subunit biogenesis. NCBI's taxonomy places the organism in Eukaryota, Fungi, Ascomycota, Saccharomycetes, Saccharomycetales, Saccharomycetaceae. Gene Ontology annotation, cellular component: nucleolus. The record is from RefSeq and is a predicted model, not a curated record. Bases 1 to 1944 code for a protein of 647 amino acids. Gene Ontology annotation, molecular function: RNA binding; GTP binding; GTPase activity.
AUGCAACUUUCAUGGAAGGAUAUCCCUACUGUCGCUCCAGCAAAUGAUUUGCUGGACAUUGUCUUAAACAGAACCCAGAGAAAGACACCAACUGUGAUCAGGCCUGGUUUCAAGAUUACUAGAAUCAGAGCGUUCUAUAUGCGUAAAGUCAAGUAUACAGGUGAAGGUUUUGUGGAAAAAUUUGAGGACAUCUUAAAGGGCUUUCCCAACAUUAAUGACGUACAUCCUUUCCAUAGGGAUUUGAUGGACACCUUAUACGAGAAGAAUCAUUAUAAAAUAUCAUUGGCUGCCAUUUCUCGUGCUAAGUCUCUUGUGGAACAAGUCGCUAGAGAUUAUGUCAGAUUGCUGAAGUUCGGUCAAUCUUUAUUUCAAUGUAAGCAAUUGAAAAGGGCCGCUUUGGGUAGAAUGGCCACUAUAGUCAAGAAGUUAAGGGACCCAUUGGCCUAUUUGGAACAAGUCAGACAGCAUAUUGGUAGACUGCCAUCGAUCGACCCAAAUACCAGAACCCUGCUGAUCUGUGGUUACCCAAAUGUCGGUAAGUCCUCGUUUUUGAGAUGCAUCACCAAGUCAGACGUCGACGUUCAACCAUAUGCUUUCACAACCAAGAGUUUGUAUGUUGGUCAUUUCGAUUACAAAUACUUGAGAUUCCAAGCUAUUGACACCCCCGGUAUUCUAGAUAGACCCACUGAAGAAAUGAACAACAUUGAAAUGCAAUCGAUCUAUGCCAUCGCCCAUUUACGUUCCUGUGUCUUGUACUUCAUGGAUCUUUCCGAACAGUGUGGUUUCACUAUCGAAGCUCAAGUUAAACUAUUCCACUCCAUCAAGCCUUUAUUCGCCAACAAGUCUGUCAUGGUCGUCAUUAACAAAACUGAUAUCAUCAGACCAGAGGAUCUGGACGAGGAGCGUGCACAAUUAUUGGAAUCUGUUAAGGAGGUUCCAGGUGUUGAAAUCAUGACGUCUUCAUGUCAAUUGGAAGAAAACGUCAUGGAAGUUAGAAACAAAGCAUGUGAAAAAUUAUUGGCUUCCAGAAUUGAGAAUAAGUUGAAAUCACAGUCGAGAAUUAACAACGUUUUGAACAAGAUUCAUGUUGCUCAACCUCAAGCAAGAGAUGAUAUCAAGAGAACGCCAUUUAUCCCUGAAUCUGUCAAGAACUUAAAGAAAUACGACCCUGAAGAUCCAAACAGGAGAAAGCUAGCUAGGGAUAUCGAAGCUGAAAAUGGUGGUGCUGGUGUCUUCAAUGUCAACUUGAAGGACAAAUACUUACUAGAAGAUGAUGAUUGGAAGAACGAUAUCAUGCCAGAAAUCUUAGAUGGUAAGAAUGUUUAUGAUUUCUUGGACCCUGAAAUAGCUGCUAAACUACAAGCUCUAGAAGAAGAAGAAGAAAAAUUGGAAAACGAAGGAUUUUACAAUUCUGACGAUGAGGAAGAAAUCUACGAUGGUUUCGAAGCAUCUGAAGUAGACGACGUCAAGGAGAAAGCUGCAUGGAUUAGAAAUAGGCAAAAGACGAUGAUUGCUGAGGCAAGAAAUAGGAAGUCCUUAAAGAAUAAGGCUAUCAUGCCACGUUCUAAACUAACUAAGUCCUUUGGUAGAAUGGAAGAACACAUGUCCACUUUGGGCCAUGAUAUGUCAGCCUUACAAGAUAAACAGAAACGUGCUGCUCGUAAGAACCGCUACGUUGAAAGGGGUUCUGAUGUUGUUUUCGGUGACCAAGAUGCCUUAACAGCUUCUACCGACAAUGGUGUCAAGUUAAGACAAACCGAUAGAUUAUUGGAUGGUGUUGCUGAUGGUUCCAUGAGAUCCAAGGCCGACAGAAUGGCCAAGAUGGAAAGGAGAGAAAGAAACAGACAUGCCAAGCAAGGUGAAUCUGAUAGACACAAUGCUGUUUCCUUAUCAAAGCAUCUAUUCAGUGGUAAGCGUGGUGUCGGUAAGACUGAUUUCCGUUGA